This is a messenger RNA of Eurytemora carolleeae, 856 nucleotides long. Its product is annotated as charged multivesicular body protein 6-A. Gene Ontology annotation, cellular component: ESCRT III complex; multivesicular body. The transcript has 7 exons. Gene Ontology annotation, biological process: late endosome to vacuole transport via multivesicular body sorting pathway; vesicle budding from membrane. Lineage: Eukaryota; Metazoa; Arthropoda; Copepoda; Calanoida; Temoridae. The record is from RefSeq and is a predicted model, not a curated record. Bases 1 to 675 code for a protein of 224 amino acids.
AUGGGAAAUAUUUUUGCUAAAAAAGAGAAAAGUCGAAUCACCGAGCAGGACAAAGCUAUUCUCGCUUUGAAGAAACAACGGGAUCAGUUAAAGCAGUAUCAAAAAAGAAUAAGCGGAGUUUUAGAAAAAGAUCGUGAGAUUGCUAAAAGAUUACUGAAAGAAGGGAAGAAAGACAGAGCUAAACUAUUGUUAAGGAAGAAAAAAUAUAUGGUAACAUUCAACUUUAUCUAUCUAUCUGUCAACCUCUUAUCUGUAUAUCAAUGUCUGUUUGAGCAGGAUCUAGAGUUUACACAAGUAGAGCACAAGGUUCUAGAAGGACUGAAGAAGGGUAAUGAGGCGCUACAGAGGGCUAACUCAGUUUUCAGUACUGAGGAUAUAGAAGAUCUGUUGGACGAAACGAAAGAGGCCAUAGACAAACAGAGAGAGAUUGAUGAACUACUCUCUGGUCAGCUAACCCAGGAGGACGAGGAUGAUGUCAUGGCGGAACUUGAUCAGCUGUUGGAAGCUGAACUAGGUGAGCUGGAACCGGUUUUGCCCACGCCGCCUACCACGCUGCCGGAAGCCAAGGAGGAAAACAAUAUGGAGGACAUAGAAGUAAAUCUACCGGAUGUUCCAACACACAAUCCAGAAAUGGUUGCACCUUCCAAAAAGAAGACUGCUGUGGCUGCAAGUUGAUGGGAUCAAACCAGAAAUAUGAAUUAUCCCAUCAUUUAUUUAUAUACUAUGCAAUAAUUUGUAAUUUUUCUUUAAUUAAGUGCAAAUGUAGAUAUGUAUAUUUUAGGUUAAUAAUUCUCGGUCUAUUAAAAGUGGAAACAUGUAAACCUAGAAAAUAAUCAUUAGAAUGAACUAAUUUCAA